UGCGUAUGGUCUGCGCAUCCUGCUAAGAUAAAUUAUACGGAAAUGGAGACGCAUCCUAUCAAGUCUCUCAAUUACCAGGCAUAUAAGGACCAAGAGCAACACAACAAGAGCAAGUCUGCUGUGGUGCGUCUCGUUUAAAAGGCACCAUGUGGAGCGUAUUACUCUUUCUCCUGGUCCAGCCUUUGCACACCGACAGCAUGGUCUGCCCUAACAGCUGCAUGUGCAACCUAGAGGGGGCCGUCAAAUGUGUGGGCAACAUCAGGGACGUGCCCAAAGGCAUGCCCACCAACAUGUACCUACUUCAGCUGAAUGGCACAAACAUGAAGGUUCUGAACGAACAGAGUCUGGCCAUGUUGCCCCUUAUGCUGCGUUUAGGCAUCAGCCACAGCCCCCUGGACACCAUCCACCCUGAGGCCUUCCAUGUGGCCCCGCAGCUCCUCUCCAUCAAGCUGUCAUCCAACGCCCUCUCCAGCCUCCCUUCCCGGGUGUUCAGCCCCUUGGUCAGCCUGGAGCAGCUGCAUCUGGAUGACAAUCGUCUGGAGUCCAUCGCCCUGUUGUUCGAGGGUCUGGCCAACCUGCACGAACUGGACGUCAGUAACAACGCCAUCGCUCACCUCGCCCCCAAUGUUUUCCACGGACUGAGUAGCCUGCGCUAUCUCAACCUGGGGAGAAACUCCCUGCAGCAGCUGCCCCCCACCUUGUUCCACUCAUUGACGCGGUUGCAGUUCCUCAUGCUCUACAACAACAAGCUAGAGCGGCUGGAGGUGGGUGCCUUCGACGAGCUGGCCAACCUCCUGGAGCUCAAACUGCACAACAACCAGAUCGCAUACAUCCCCCCCGAGGUGUUCUGGGCCCUAGGCAACCUCAUGACACUCACCAUGUCCUCCAACCUUCUCCAGGGUGUCCCGAAUGAAAGCUUCUACCACCUUCCCAAACUCACCAAGCUCACUAUCUACAAAAACCCUCUGCUGUCACUGCCUGAUAAGUUGAUGGGCCAAAUGCCCAGGAUGAAGGAAUUCUACCUGUAUGACACCAACCUCAGCACCGUGCCCUGGAGCCUGUUUGCCAACAUGAGCGGGAUGGAGAGGCUCUCCCUGCACCUCAACAACAAGCUGAGGGAGCUGCCCCCUGACCUUUUUUGCUGCCUGCCCAACCUCCAGAAGCUUUCUCUCAAGUCCAAUGACAUCCAGGAUCUACAUCCAGAUAUCUUCUCCAAGCUGGCCAAUAUGAACACUCUGCUCCUGAAUGAUAACAAGCUUCGCUCCCUUUCUGAGGACAUAUUUAAGGGCAACCCCAGUUUGGCCAGCAUCGAGCUGAAGAACAACCAGCUGCGGACCCUUCCGGGGGAGGUCUUCUCUACUGCAGGGGGUUUAAGGGUUGUUACUCUGAGUGGCAACCCAUGGGACUGCAGGUGUGGCAUCAGAGACAUUGCAAGUUGGAUAAAGCUUAAUGAAGGCGUGGUUAGUGAUCGGACGGAUGUGAUAUGUCGUAAUCCGUACCCUCUACUUCUCCGCCCACUUGGUUCCCUACUCGACGAAGAGUUUAAGUGUGACCUUACCACACCCUCGAGCAGCCGCUCCACCCGCUCUUCGGUUGAACUCAGCCAUGCCGUUUCCACUACAGCUCUUGAGGAGCAAGAGGUGGUAGACUUCACAGCCACAACUACUGCACCCGAGGCUCCAUCAACCCAACAAACAGAAAAUCCUACUGAGAGUGUCCGGUUCACCACACCUGGGACUAGGCGCACAACAACUGCCACACCGACCGCCGACGUUCUCGACAUUCUUGACGACGACUAUAUAUUCAAGCCUAUGGGCACCGAAUCGCUCCCUGUCCAUGUCCUAUCCCCGCCCUUCCACGACAGGCUGGUGUUUGAGAACGGGCUCGAGUUUGUGCACAACAACCGCCUAAAGGGCUGGGUUUACCUGUGGACGCUGCCACCCAAUGGGGCUUACGUUGGUUUCCUCAUGGCUCUCCACAUCCUUCUAGUGGCCACAGGCGUGGCCCUGAUUCUGGCUGCCAUGUACGGGAUGUACCGUCUCCACCAGGCCACGGAAGACCUAGGAGCAAUACUCACAAACAGGAAACACGCCAUCAUAUCAGAGAGGAAGCAGAAAGACCAAGAUAAACUGUAGCUUCACCAAAUGCGAAGAUGCAGUACAGUAUGUGUCGAGAGUAUCAUUGUGGUGAAAGAGUUUUCUAAAGAAUAGCGGAACAAGACCUUGGGAAACCUGUCAAUGUAAAGCACAAGCCAACGCUGUCUGCAUUAUUUGAAGUUCGUUAGCAUUAGAAGAGUGUAACUGAGAAUUUAUUCAUUAGGCAUAUCUCGUCUCCUCCCAGUGGUAGGAGCUUUAAACAACAGGGACAAAGAAUGAUCCUCUCACAACAUUGGUCCAAAGAGCCAGACCGUUAUGGAGUUAGGCUAGCUCUUUUUUUAUUAUUAUUGUGAAAAUAACGGAUGAUGACUACGCGGACCGAGCGAACAAUUUCUCAAUUCUAUUGGGUGAACCAUAUGUUCACUAAGCUGUGGGUAAAAUUCACCUCUGGAGGACAAGCUAAGCAACCUUGUCUUACUCCUAAGAGUUUUCCAGUCAAUUAAUGGCCAUAUGGUGACAGUACGCAUUCUUUCAGCGAUACAACGAUUGGCAACAUCUAACCAGUGGAAAAUAACGUUGUCAUGGCUUAUUAGUUAGAUAGAGGUCAUACUGUUUCUGCAGCUGGGGAAAGAAAGCCGAACCGCAUGAAUAGAAAUGUCCUGAUGUCAUAAAAUGAUCUUAUUCCUGUCUUUCCCACUAGCAGCUAUGAGUGAUCCUAAUAUGCCUGUAUAUUUUACACACGCACGCACACACACACAUAAGUGAGGUACUGAUAUCUUACUAUUUAACUGCUCAGAGACAUCUUGGUAGGCCGACAGGUGUGAAUGAUGAAUAUUAGGGGACUUUUGGAUGACCCCCACAAAUCACAAGACCAAUUGUAGUCAUUUAAAUGUAUUAAACACAUUGAAAAAAAGCAGACAAGGGGACAUGAGCUUCAUGUAUUGUAGGUGAGCCGAUGCUUUUCUUUUGACUCACGGGACACGACGGACAGAUACGAUGAGGCUCCUAUCUCAGUCCUAAAAAAUGGGAAGCUCAAGUACACCAUUUGUCAAUAUCAUAGUGUAGUAAGACAUUUUUCGUUGGGAAAUGUUCAUUGCAAUGUUCCUUCCAAAACACAAACAAGCAUCCACAUGAAACACUGUUUAAGGCAUUGGUAUUCAUGUAUCACCAUGUACAAAGUUGCCUAUAAAUCAUUUGUUUUAUCCCA
Molecule: messenger RNA, 3303 nt
Organism: Oncorhynchus nerka (sockeye salmon)
Lineage: Eukaryota; Metazoa; Chordata; Actinopteri; Salmoniformes; Salmonidae
Product: platelet glycoprotein V-like
Cellular component (GO): extracellular matrix
Molecular function (GO): protein binding
Source: RefSeq, a predicted model, not a curated record